Messenger RNA from Exserohilum turcica Et28A, 1846 nucleotides. Its product is annotated as glycoside hydrolase family 1 protein. The record is from RefSeq and is a predicted model, not a curated record. Gene Ontology annotation, molecular function: beta-glucosidase activity. The transcript is spliced from 4 exons. Bases 48 to 1490 code for a protein of 480 amino acids. Lineage: Eukaryota; Fungi; Ascomycota; Dothideomycetes; Pleosporales; Pleosporaceae. Gene Ontology annotation, biological process: carbohydrate metabolic process.
GUCGUCGACGAGAGAAGCAUCUCGGACAUUGAGCCCAAGUAAGCAUCAUGGCGCAGUCGUAUCUGCCCAAGGAUUUCCUAUGGGGGUUUGCAACAGCCAGUUACCAAAUCGAAGGCGCCCCGCAUGAAGACGGGCGCGCCGACUCCAUCUGGGACUCGUUCUGCCGCAUCCCAGGUAAAAUUGCUGGCGGCGAAUCGGGCGAGGUGGCGUGCGAUUCCUACCACCGCACUGACGAGGAUGUUGCGUUGCUGAAAGAGUUGGGCGCAAAGUCUUACCGCUUUUCGCUGUCAUGGUCACGCAUUAUCCCGCUCGGGGGCCGCAAUGACGCGGUCAAUGAAAAAGGACUGCAGUACUAUCUCACGCUGGUUGAUAAGCUCCAUGCUGCCGGCAUUGAGCCAAUGAUUACAUUGUUUCACUGGGAUCUGCCUGACGAGCUGCACAAGCGCUAUGGGGGUAUGCUGAACAAGGACGAGUUUGUAAAGGAUUACGAAAACUACGCCAGGGUGUGUUUCAAGGCCUUUGGGUCAAAAGUAAAAUACUGGAUCACCUUCAAUGAGCCAUGGUGCAGCUCAAUUCUGGGUUACGGAACCGGCCUGUUUGCCCCUGGCCGGUGCAGCGACCGAAGCAAGAGCGCUGAAGGCGACAGCACCAGGGAGCCCUGGAUUGUCGGACACUCGUUGCUCAUUGCUCAUGGGGCGGCGGUCAAGGCGUACCGUGACGACUUCAAGGCUCAGGAUGGAGGCCAGAUUGGAAUCACUCUAAAUGGCGAUUGGACCGAACCGUGGGAUCCAGAAGACCCAAAGGACCGCGAGGCGUGCAAUCGCAAGAUUGAGUUUGCCAUUUGCUGGUUCGGCGACCCAGUCUACUUUGGCAAGUAUCCAGACUCGAUGCGUAAGCAGCUUGGCGAUAGGCUGCCUGAAUUCACACCGGACGAGGUGGCUCUGGUCAAGGGCAGCAACGACUUUUACGGCAUGAAUCACUACUGUGCCAACUACAUUCGGCACAGGGAUACGGAGCCGGAGCUAGACGACCAUGCAGGGAAUCUCGAUGUUCUUUACCAGAACAAGAAAGGCGAAUGGAUCGGGCCAGAAACCCAGUCGGCGUGGUUGAGGCCAAUGCCCUUGGGCUUCAGGAAGCUGAUUAAAUGGCUCAGCGAUCGGUACGGUGGGCCGACCUUCUACGUAACCGAAAACGGCACGAGCCUCAAGGGCGAGAACGAGUUGCCUCUGGAGCAGCUGCUCGACGACGAGUUCCGGUGCGAGUACUUUAGGGGCUACAUUGGAGCCCUGGCCGACGCGCAUACGCUCGACGGGGUCGAUGUCCGGGGUUACUCUGCAUGGAGUCUGAUGGACAACUUCGAGUGGGCUGAGGGGUACACGACGCGUUUCGGCGUCACCUACGUCGACUACAAGGGCGGUCAGAAGCGGUAUCCCAAAAAGAGCGCACGGGAGAUUUCGAAAAUCUUUGACAAGUACAUCCAGAAGGACUAGUAUGCGGAUACGGCGUCCACUGGUGCGGUCGGGUACAAAAGCCAUCGAAUCAGAGGCGGGAACGUGGAAGGGAUCAGCCCUCUAGCGGCCGAAUGUUUUCUUUUUUUGCAGACUCUAGACGUCGGAUUGAGUUUGGGUGGCUUGCUGGCCUUGCCCUGAAGUCCAAUGUUUGCGACAGCUGAAGGACCUAGUUUAUUUUGUCCCUUUUCAGGGUCUGUCGACCGUGGAUUGGCUUUGCAUGGAGAAGGAGAUCUGGGUCGGGAGCGUUGCAGUGAGGGCCGUAUACCGUAUCUAGUUGUGAUGGUCGCCGUGGGCGAGGUGCAGAGGAGGUGGUGGAGGUGGAGGUGGAGAUAGCC